CAAAAGUACCAUGGCUAGAUAUGUUAACAGUGCCGGCCGCCUACCUGCCGUACUCGAGCAGUCAGUUGUAAUUUUCCCAAAAUAAAUUCACACCCCCAAGUCUCGUACUCUCGUUUUGUCCCUACUGUGACCCCCAAUAAACUCGACGGAGCAACUCUGGCCUCCUCUCGUUGCUUUGGCUCUCGUCUCUGAUGGAAGACGACGAUGAGUUCGGAGAUCUCUACACAGACGUUCUCCUCCCUUUCUCUUCAUCCAAAUCUUCUCAGCCUCCAGUCUUCUCCUUGGCAAAUCCUUCAUCCGAUUCUAACAUCCAUAGCAACGGCGAAGAAAUUCUCUAUGGAGCGCCCAGUCCUAUUACCUCUGUCCAUUCUCAAACCUUAACUUUUAACCCUAAGAAGGAAAAUAUAGCCCGGAUUCCUGCGGGGAGCGACGAUCCCGCUUCGAAUUGGAACGAUAGUAAUAGGGGGGUUGAACUGGAUGAGAGGGAAGAAGAAGAAGAAAAGAAUAAAAAAGUAUCUAGGACUAAUGAUGAUCGAUUAUCGAAUUCUCCAAAAGCAGGUGUCUCAAGAAAUUUGGAGAACGGAGCCAUGGAACCACAACAAGCAGAAGAUCUUAGAGUUUAUGAAACUUCAGAAGCUUUUGAGAAAUCUGGGAUUGGUGUUGCUCAAGAUGAAGAGAGAGGUGAUAUAGAUAAGGCCUUGAUGGAGGAUGGUGGGGUGUUCCAAGAGGAAGAGGCGGGGGGCAAGGUGGAUAUUGAUGUUGACAUCAAUGGUAUGGACACGGAGCCGAUGAUCCCUGGAAUCUCCGGUGGUUCUUUUAUUCCUGGUUUUUAUGAUGACUCAGGAAAUGUGGGAAGUACGAAAACUGCUGCUAGAAUGGAGGAUAGUGGUGGCAUUGGUGACGAUUGGGACAGCGAUAGCGAGGACGAUCUGCAGAUUGUACUGAAUGAUAACACAGGGCCUCUUCGCAUGGAUAGGAUUGACGGAUUGGGAAGUGAUGAGGAUGGAGACGGGGAAGAUUUGGUUAUUGUUGCUGAUGGUGAUCAGCAUCAUCCGCCCAUGGAAGAGCAGGAAUGGGGCGAUGAUUCUGCACAGGCUCCGGAUGGAGAGAGGAAGGAAAGCGGCGAUACAGUUAAAGUUAAUGGAGGAAUGGUUAAUGCUUUGGGAGCUAGAAUUGGGUAUAGCAAUACUGGGUACCAUCCACAUCAUUCUCAGUUUAAGUAUGUAAGACCUGGUGCUGCAGUCAUGCCUGGAGGAUCUGUCGCUGGUCCUGGAGGGGCCUUGGGUCAAAUUCGUCCACCUGCCAACAUGGGUCCUUUUGCUGGUCGUGGUAGAGGUGAUUGGAGACCCAGUGGAUUUAAGGCAGCUCCUAUCAUGCAAAAAAGUUUUCACUCUGGAUUUGGACCUGCUUGGGCCAACAAUUCAAUCGGACGUGGUUAUGGUGCCGGAUUGGAGUUCAUACUUCCUUCUCACAAGACAGUAUUUGAUAUUGACAUAGAUAGUUUUGAGGAAAAACCAUGGAAACAACCUGGUGUUGAUACAGCUGACUUUUUCAACUUUGGAUUGGAUGAGGAGAAAUGGAAGGGCUAUUGCAGACGGUUGGAACAAUUCCGCCUGGAAGCAGCCAUGCAAAGCAAAAUCCGUGUCUAUGAAAGUGGGAGAUCGGAGCAGGACUACGACCCUGACCUGCCGCCAGAACUUGCAGCUGCAGCAGGGAUUCAUGAUGCUUCAGCUGAAGGUGCACAUCCGGGAAAGACAGAAGGUGGACGAAGUGAUAUAAUAGGCCAAAGAAGAGGAGCAGCACAUGUGCGCCCACCAAUUCCAACUGGAAGGGCAAUACAAGUAGAAGGUGGUUAUGGUGAGCGUCUUCCUUCAGUAGAUACUAGGCCACCACGAAUCCGUGAUUCUGACGCAGUUAUUGAGAUUGUCUUACAGGAUUCCAAUGAUGAUGAUGAUCUCGUAACUGAUAAUAGCACCCUAGAGCUACCGGAAAAUGAUUCCCACAGACAGCAUCACCAUGGAGGGGCUCAUGAAGUUGAAGAUAUGGGCCAGACUGAGAGAGAACAUUUUGAUGAACGUUUUCCACUAACUUCUAACGACAAUAGGAGUGAGAUUGUGGGUAGAAGAACACCAUUUAUGCCUCCUGUUCACAACAACAAACCUGAAGGAGAUGGAAUCUUACCCUUCCCUCAAGAAGCCUCCAUUCAAAACCAUCCUGAUUCUAAAGGGCAUUCUCUCAUAUGCCCUGGUGGGAUGUAUGGUACGCCUCAUGAAGAGAGGUGGCCACCAGAUGCAGCUCAUGAUAGAUACCACCCUGGAACUGCUGAGCAUGGGCAUGACUUGGUUCCGAGUCCAAGGGAACGAGUGAGCAGAUUUGGUGAUAGUCAGAAGGAGAAAUCAGGGGAAAUUAUCGAUCACAAGCAGAUUCCAGAGUCUUCCCCUAUCACAGAAGUGGAUGCUAAGGAGCCAGUUGUGGGACAUAAAGAUGACAUGCAUGAUGAUCUUGUGAUAGGCGAUAGAAGCACUGAACCAGAAGGGGAGGACAUGGCUGCCAAUUCAGUAAUCUCAAGUGAUACCGCCAGAGAUGGAGACCUGCUAAUUUCUGUUAAGAAGCAAAAAUUAAGUUCCCGUGUUGAACAGACUGCAGUUCAAGAUAUUGGUGAUUCAGAUGACUUGAGGGUAACACAUAGUAGUGAUAACAGUAAAGCAAGAUCAGGAAGCAGCAGAGAUUACCAGAAGCAACGUGAGAGUGGUGAGGAAGAGGUCGUUCAAGAGGGCUGGUCUAGGCACAUGGGAGAUGUGAAAAGGCACCGUGAUGAUGAACAUAGUUUCCGAAGGAGAAAUGAUUGUGGCCGUGAUGGCAGACAUGAGAAGGACCAAAACGGCAUGGCCGCAAAAGGGAGGGAAGAUCCAUAUAACUCUUAUCCUCAUAGAGACUGGGAUCUUAGGUCAGCACAUUAUUCACGUAUGAAGUCUGAGGGUGUUGGGAGGCUAAAGGAGUGGGAUAAUUCUGCUGUGGUUUGUCAAAGACAAGAUGAGGAGACACAUGGGAGAUGGGGGAAAGAUGAAGAGACAGGGAAGCAUGAGCGUGUUGAGGAAAUAGGAUCUAGACACAGAAGUAAGAUACGGGAGAGUGAGAGGAAUGACAAACAUGAGCAUCUUCAAUCCAGAAAGCGAUUGGACAAUGGUGAUUGGAAAGGUCGUCCUGAUAUAGAGGUGGGACCAAGACACAGGGAAAGAGAUGAUAAUUUGACAAGUCGGCAUGAGAAUCUGGAUGUUCCUCAUUCCAAGAGGAGGAAGGAUGAAGAGCAUCAGAGGAGAGAACAUGCUGAGAAGGAAGCCUUGCAUGACUACAGAGCUAGGGAAGAGAUCAGCCGAAGAAAGCGGGAAAGUGAUGAUGUUCUGGACCGAAGGAGGAGGGAUGAUCAAACAGGAGGACGAGAUCGACCUGAUGAUCACCAUUCUUCUAGGCACAGAGAUGAGAGCUGGCGACAGAGGGAGAGAGAUGAUCGGCAGAGGCUCAAGCAAUCCCAUGAAGAUUCCAUAACAAAACGGGAUAGCGAAGAAGCAAGGGGAUCAUCGAGGAGUCGCAGAAGUCUAGAAGACAAACUUUGGACUGUGAAUCUGAGGGCUAAGGAUGAGUAUAAAGGUCUGGGAUCUGAUAAGGACCACCAAUUGAAAGAUAAAAGGCGAGACAUUGAGCAAACUAAGAAAAGAAACAGAAUAGAGGAUGAAACUCCUUCACAGCAAAUGGGACAUGAAGAUUUCCAUGGACGUGACAGUCGAAGCAAUAUGGAGGAGAGAAGCUCAAGGCAUGCAAGGUCAAGCAGCCAUAAUGAUCACCCAGUAAAUGCUUCUGAUAGACAUUGGAUGCACAAGGAAAGUCAUAAAGAGAACAUGAAGAAAAGUAAAAUAUCUGAAGUAGGUGAUCAGGACAUUCUGGGACUUGCCAGGCGGAAACAAGGAAAUAACACUUCUCACCGGAAUGAUAAGGUGAGCAUGAGAGGAAGUGAGCAAGAAAGUGGUAAUCUGCCGACAUUAGGGCCAUCUGACUCUAAUGAUCCUGCACAGUCUAGGUCCUCCAGUGUGUUUUCCAAAAAGAGUCGUCUUCAAAAUGAAAUUCCACAAUGUCACUCUUCAAGAAAACAUAGAGAAGAUGCUCCCUCAGGGGAUGAUGAGCAACAAACCUUGAGGAAAGGUCGGUCCAAAUUGGAGCGCUGGACAAGCCAGAAAGAAAGGGAUGAUAAUACCAGUUCUCAGACAGCUUUGUUAAAGCCUAUAGAGGCUAACAUGAAUGACCCAUCUUCCUUUGCCAGCGAACAGCCAGAUGAAUCAACCAAGACAGCUGAGACUGUCAAUAACCGACCUUCCCUUGGGGAUGACAGAAAUACUGGUGGUUUGGAGCUAAAGGAUUCUGAUAUUGGUCCUACAUAUGGCAAGCAAUCUGAUGUGGAAAAAAUUAGAGGUGAUCACCAUCUUGACACAGUAGAAAAACUGAAAAAGCGGAGUGAGCGAUUCAAACUUCCGAUGCCUGGUGAAAAGGAUGGCAUUUCAAACAAGAAGAAUGAAAGUGAACAGUUGCCUGCAACCCAGACUGAGACUGCUGGAAAUACAGAAGUCAAACCAGAGCGACCAGCUCGGAAACGCAGGUGGAUUAGUAACUAAGAGGAGGUCAAUGGUAUUUUCUGAUUCUAAAUUUUGCAGAUCUCUGUUGGGUGGAUUCUUCGACUUGGAAACUUAAAAGUUCUUUUCUCUGUGCAAAUUUAAGAACACCCUCUAAGCAUUCCAACAGUUAUCAUGGUGGCAGCCUUUGUACCAUUAGAGUUCAUUCAUCUAAGUAUUAGUUUAUUUUUUUCUUCGCAACUGCCAUUAUGUAUGCUUCAUCAUAGUGUAUGCAUGCUGAUAACUUUGUAACAUUGUUCUGGUCCUUGAUGGUGGCCAUGGAACCCUUUUUCAACAUUGAAUACUGUUGUUUUGUAAACCA
Macadamia integrifolia is the source of this 4983-nucleotide messenger RNA. Its product is annotated as FIP1[V]-like protein. Bases 192 to 4664 code for a protein of 1490 amino acids. NCBI's taxonomy places the organism in Eukaryota, Viridiplantae, Streptophyta, Magnoliopsida, Proteales, Proteaceae. The record is from RefSeq and is a predicted model, not a curated record. The transcript is spliced from 9 exons. Gene Ontology annotation, biological process: mRNA processing.